UUUGGUCGUGUCUCGUUUUCUCGUACUCUCUUUUCUUUUCUCUUCAAUUCAAUAGUAUAACUAUAUGUUUUAUUAACUGCAACGAUUUGAGUCAUUAGCCGCCCAACAUCAUCAACCUUGUGACCAUUGAACCUACCCUUAGCUGCUUAGCAGCAGUGUCAGCCUCGUUGGAAACAUCAUCCCGUCCUGAUUGCAGUUUAUCUCUUCUUCCUCCCAAAGGAUGCCCUUCCUCUUAUUCCGCCUGGAGUGUUCAAGUUCAACUCUUCUGUGGAUGGAGCUCUUGGAGAAAUAGAUGUCUGGCUGUAAUUCCCAGGCUCCAAGGACACUCGACAGGCUGUUGCCGACUUUCUCAUCCGUUCUUUACGGUUCUUUACACAAAGCCCCGUUGUGUUGUGGGUAUUUCAUUUCAGUAUCAUUUUGGAUUUUCAUCAAGAAGCGACGUUCGUUCAACUCUACAACUAUUAUUCGCCAGUGGAAGGUGAAACCCAGAACGACACUUAAAUGGCCAACGGAAUGACGAGUCUGGCGCAAAAGCAACAAUUCUGGACGACACUUUUCAAGGAAAAGAAGUUGUCGUCCCAACUUGCCUCGCUAGCGGCUGAACAUGUCGAUGGCAUCACGUACGAUGACCUGCCGCAGUACGGGCAUUUACACGUCAAGGUGGAAUCCGGCUCAUCCCUUGCCCUUGGUGAUAAUUUUCAGAGUGACACUUUCAUUGUGACGGUUCAAAAUACGCGACCUAAUGCCGAAGACGACACUUGCACAUACACUUGGAGUACUUUCGUCAAAGUGCUGCCAUCAAACUCUUUUCUGCGCCAAGCGGCUUACGAAGCCCGCACUCACCACCGCGAAAUCAACAUGUACCACAAUUUCUUUAGACUCAUCCGGGAAAUGCACGUCGACCAGCCGAUUCCGCUGGAUGUUCCCGAUGUUUACUACACCCAUAUCGAGGAAAUAGUCCCAGGAGAGACGGACGGAUCAGGAAUUUGUACUCUCCUCGAGGAUCUCAAAGCUGAGGGUUACGUCAUGGCCGAUAAAGUCGAAGGCGCCGAUUAUCGACACUGUCACAUGGCCCUGACUUCACUGGCCCAUUUCCACGCCUUGACGAUUAGUGCGGUGAGAAAGUGGAAGGAUCCGGCAACUGGCGAAUUAUCCAAUAUUCCUCCACCGGCCAAGUUUCUUGUAGACGAGAAAACAUUUUUCGAGUAUGGGAUGGUAAAAUACGUUGAAAAUUUUUCCAAAUGUAUCGUCGAAUUUACCCAAGAAGUAGAAAGACCUGACCUAACCGAAUGGAUAGCAGAAUUAGUGCAGCAACGUCCAGCCGAGAUCAUCCUCGUCGACACACUGGAGAGCAGCGGUCCGUUGGCUUGCAUUUUGCAUGGAGAUUAUUGGAUCAACAAUAUGCUGUUCAAAUACGACGAUGAAAGUCAAACCCAACUCGGCGAAAAAUCUCCUUCCAUCCCCGUUUCUCUGAAAAUGAUUGACUUUCAAGUGUCGAGGAUCGGCCAUCCACUCAGCGACGUCCUGUACUUCUUGUACACGAGCACCAAGCCGGAAACGAGACAAAAGUACCUGCCGGGUUUGCUUCGAUAUUAUUUCGACACGUUGACGACGGACUUGCGACUCCUUGGCAUCUCCCUCGACGAUUACUCCUGGGAAGAUUUCUUGGCUGAUUAUAAGAAAAGAUCCUUGAUGUGGAUGUUUAUGGGCACCAUUGUUUUGUCGGCAGUCCUAAACAAGAAAGCCAUUAGUAAUUUACAAGACCUAGACGCAGAGGAGAAGCUUAAGGGACCAACACCAAAGACGGACGUGGAGCCGAUCAAGGGAGAAAUGGGAAUAAGCCUUGAAUUGGAAGAAACGAUGAAGACCUCAAUGGCGUCAUACAAAUUGAGUGACAGUUCAAUUUUGUCCGAUCGAAUUCUUAAACUCAUGGAUGAAGUCAAAGCCUUAAACUGCUGAUAAUCCUAGAAAUUUGAAAUUUCAUCCUAGACGGUUACAAUUUCGCUUAUUCUAUUAAAUUGUUAAAUGCCGUAUUGUUACGUUCAAAGUUUGCAACACUUUUUUCGUUGUUAACUUAACCAUACAACAAGAAAGUUUUAAAAAAACAAAACAAAACCAUUCAAAAUAACUUAACGAUAACUCGCCAUGGCGCUAGCUGUGUGUACUUACGUUGUGAACAGCAGUGCCACCACUGGAAAGCCAACGGGCCUUUUUCACGUUUUCAGUUCAUUCAGUCGCGUCGCGUGGUUUGCUGUGGUUAAAAUUAAAAUGGCUGCUUGUUUAAAUCAACUCGUUUUACAGACGGUUCUGAUUCCUUUUACAAAUGUGUGGAGCUUCGAUGUUCUAAUUGGUUUCCAAUUUCUUGCUGUAUUGAUGUUGCCCUUGCACUCAUUUUCUAAUGGUGAAUUUAAGAUGGAGAUGCACUGAGGUAUCGAAUCGUUUUAUGUCUCGGCACGUGGAGUACGCAUUGAUUAAUAUUUUCAGCACAUCCCGUCUGAAAAUGAAGUCGAAAGAUCAAGCACCUGUACCACUUUUCAACUUGCAACUAAUUCGUUCAACUCUCGAUUGCGCGUUCCUCUAACCGAUCCAUCAGGCUGACAACAGAUCCAA
This is a messenger RNA of Daphnia pulicaria, 2610 nucleotides long. RefSeq lists its product as uncharacterized. The transcript is spliced from 10 exons. The coding region runs from base 502 to 1959 and encodes 485 amino acids. Lineage: Eukaryota; Metazoa; Arthropoda; Branchiopoda; Diplostraca; Daphniidae. The record is from RefSeq and is a predicted model, not a curated record.